Molecule: messenger RNA, 951 nt
Organism: Perognathus longimembris pacificus (Pacific pocket mouse)
Lineage: Eukaryota; Metazoa; Chordata; Mammalia; Rodentia; Heteromyidae
Product: olfactory receptor 5D13-like
Exons: 1
Coding region: 1-951 (316 amino acids)
Biological process (GO): sensory perception of smell; G protein-coupled receptor signaling pathway
Cellular component (GO): membrane
Molecular function (GO): G protein-coupled receptor activity; olfactory receptor activity; odorant binding
Source: RefSeq, a predicted model, not a curated record
AUGGUCCAUGAUAUGGUAAAUCAGAGUUGUGUGAACACAUUCAUCUUGAUUGGCUUCUCUGAAUACCCACACAUCCAGGUCCUGCUUUUCCUUAUAUUUUUAACCAUAUACACUGUCACUGUGGUUGGAAAUUUGGGGAUCAUAGUGGUAAUCAGGAUCAACCCCAGGCUUCAUACCCCCAUGUACUUUUUCCUCACCCACCUUGCAUUUUUGGAUAUGUGUUAUUCCAGUGUGUUUACACCCAAACUCCUAGAAAUCUUAGUUGUGGAAGAACGAAUUAUCUCCUUAGAAGGAUGUAUGAUUCAGUAUUUCUUUGGAUGCACAUUCGUGAUUACAGAAAUGUUUAUGCUGGCCGUGAUGGCCUAUGACAGGUUGGUGGCUGUGUGUAAUCCUCUGCUCUACAAAGUCGUGAUGUCCCACAAGCUCUGUGCUCUCCUCGUAGCUGGGACUUACCUAUACGGUGGCCUCUGCUCAGUAAUACUCACUUACUCUCUUUGGCAACUAUCUUACUGUGAACCGGGCAUCAUAAAUCACUUUGGCUGUGAGUAUUCUGCAGUCCUCUCUGCGUCUUGUUCUGAUCCCUCCUUCAGCCAGAUGGCAUGCCUAUUUAUCUCGAUAUUUAGUGAAUCUUGCAGCCUCCUGAUCACCCUGGCUUCCUAUGUGGUCAUAGUUGUCACCAUCCUGAGGAUGCCCUCUAAGGGGGGCCUGAGGAGAGCCUUCUCCACCUGUACCUCUCACCUGACGGCCAUCAGCAUUUUCCAUGGGGUCAUUCUACUGCUCUACUGUGUCCCCAGCUCCAAAAGUUCUUGGCUCCUGGUCAAAGUAGCCACCGCCCUUUACACAGUCAUGAUCCCCAUGCUGAACCCCCUCAUCUACAGCCUGAGGAACAAAGAUGUGAAGGAGACAGUCAGGAGGCUCAUGCACUCCAAACUGCAUCCUCAAUUGAUAUAA